Messenger RNA from Paramecium tetraurelia, 1158 nucleotides. RefSeq lists its product as uncharacterized. NCBI's taxonomy places the organism in Eukaryota, Ciliophora, Oligohymenophorea, Peniculida, Parameciidae. The record is from RefSeq and is a predicted model, not a curated record. The transcript is spliced from 7 exons. Gene Ontology annotation, cellular component: CCR4-NOT complex. Gene Ontology annotation, biological process: mRNA catabolic process; negative regulation of translation.
AUGAUUUCUAUUUCUGACAUUGAGACAAUAAAUAAGUUUAUUCUUGAAGCUAAUGGAACCCUUGAAAGCAUACAGAAGGCUUUCGUGAGAAAAUUUUCCCAAGAAUAUGGUCCUUAUCUCUAUUUUUAUUAAGGGCUUUGCGAUAACAUAUUCACAAAAGGAUAAAGACUCCUAAUUAUUUACUUGUUAUAUAAUUCUGAAUUGAGACAGAGUUUAACAGAUAUAUCAAGUUAUAGUUAAAAUUAAUUUGAAAAGAAAUUCGUCCAAGAUCCAUAAUUUUAUGCUGGCCUUACAAUAAAGACCCUUUUAGAAGAAUAAGAUAAGUUGAAUAUGAAUGAUAAACAAUUAAAUAAAGAAUCUACGCCUUAGAAUUCAUCAAAUAAAUUGAGAAAUUGUAUAUCCAUAAAUAGUAAUCCGCCUUAAAAAUUGCUCUAACAAUAACAUUUGGACAGAUUAUCCCAAAAAUAAAAUGGAUUUGAUAUCGAAUUCUUAAGAUUGAUUCCAAAUAUUGUUUAAACUCGUUUGGAUUGGAUUGAUUUCUAUUAAACUCAUGAUCUUCAAUGGGAUUACUCAUUGUAGAUUAAUUCGGACAAGUUGAGUCAAAUUAAGGAAAUCAUGCAGAAAGCCCAUAUAGAAUAAUUGUCUGAGUAGGAAUUGAAGUAAUUUCAGGAGUAUUUGAAGAAAGACAAUAAUAAUUUAUUUAAAAAUAGUGGAUUGUUGAAUUUCAAUUUGAGUGACUUGAUUGAGAAGAACUUAAAUCUUGCCUUUUUCCUAUUUUCUAAGCAUUUUCCAAAUGCUGAAUUUCUGGAGUAAGAAUAGUUUAAUAGAAAUAGUUUAAUGGAUGCUAUGAUGACAAUUGAUAUUACACCAAAUGCUUUGGAGAUUAUGUGCAUGCUAAUAUAAUAAUUUCAUAUUCCCCAAGAAUACCUUAAUUAUUAUGUGAAUUAUUGUAUAUAAUUCUGCUCAAAUAUAAAAGAAAAAGGACAGUAAGUAAAAAUGAUCAAAUAUUUGACAAUUUUCCUUAAGCAUCUGAUCAAUAAAAAGAUGUUGAAGACCUAUGAGUUGUAGACAGAGUUGCAAGCCUUUUCCAUUGAAUUUUCUAAUAUAGGAGAAACAUCAAGUCUAUUCAAAUUGAUAAAGAAUGAUUAAUAAUAAUGA